AUGCUCACUCGUUUACACCGAUCCCUCCGCAGGGAGUUCAAGCCUCGCUACGUGGUCCGGUACGGCUCGUCCCGCACUUCCCGCCAGGCCACGGCGUUCGUGAGCAAGGUGUUCAAGCACCCGAACUGCCACCUCGUGAACCAGGACCGCGCCGUCGACGACGUUGCCAUACUGGUGCUACGGACUGCACUGCCUUUGUCCCCGGUGUGCCUGCCCAGAGCCGGUGCGCCGCUGCCCUCGCAUGUCACCGUCGCCGGCUGGGGCAACACCAUACCGAGCAUCGACUCACUGCAGCUGCCUGAGCUGCUCAAGGAGGCGCAGAUGGAGGUGGUCUCCAAGGACAGGUGCCAGGAGGAACACUCGUACGCAAACCUGACGCACCAGAUAUGCGCCCAGCCGGCAUCCGGCUUUCCUGGAGUGGGGGACUCGGGUGGCCCGCUGAUGACCAAGGGCUCGUCUGGCGAGUGGACCCUGGUGGGCGUCGUCUCGUGGGGCAACGAGACCCGGUUCCGGUCGUCACCCUUCGUCUUCUCGGACGUCUCGGCGCUCCUCUCGUGGAUACACGACAUCGUCGCUAUGCCCGUCUGGUAGCGCAGCAGGAGGAACGGGAUGCAUCGGGUGCAGGGCGGGGUAGCUGGCCUAAUAAAGGGAGCCACCGGAG
Dermacentor silvarum is the source of this 661-nucleotide messenger RNA. RefSeq names its product chymotrypsinogen B-like. Gene Ontology annotation, molecular function: serine-type endopeptidase activity. The transcript has 3 exons. The record is from RefSeq and is a predicted model, not a curated record. Lineage: Eukaryota; Metazoa; Arthropoda; Arachnida; Ixodida; Ixodidae. Bases 1 to 591 code for a protein of 196 amino acids. Gene Ontology annotation, biological process: proteolysis.